AUGAAUUCUAUGGUCUCACAUAGUAAGGCUGAUAUUGGUCUUACAAAUCGCCAGCGUUUUCGAGGUGAACCGCCUGCAUCAACCAUAAGAAAUUGCGAAGAUCCAGCGCAACCUCAACAAACACUACCAGAAAUAAAAAGAACGAAUGCAAGCAUUAAUCAAGAUUAUAACAAAAAUUUUGUUCGUAUUACAAUCAAAAUUCCUCAGAUGAAAACAAGUUUUAAUCUACGAAAAUUUUGUCGUGAACCAAAAAAUGGGAUUCUUACAGAAGCGACAUAUCAUGCAAAUCGAAUUAAUUUUGAAUUUAUAUUAAAUCGUGGUAAAUCAAACGAAUUAAAAUAUCAAUAUUCUAAUCGAGAAGCAUUCCGAGGUCCAAUUGAAUAUAACAAAAGUUAUUUAAAAUAUCGAGACGAAUACGUUGUGUGGUUUAUUCAUAAAACAGAGUCAUGGUAA
Didymodactylos carnosus is the source of this 453-nucleotide messenger RNA. Lineage: Eukaryota; Metazoa; Rotifera; Eurotatoria; Philodinida; Philodinidae. The record is from the annotation of a GenBank genome assembly.